UGUCACUUAGAGUCUGAUUCAGUUUUUCACGGGCAGCUUGCAAUGGCAAGUUGGCCGGACCUGUUUCCAGACUUUGUCGGCCUCGAUUUUUUCCCUGUGAACAGCGCGCACAAUGGCCAUGGUGAACAAGUGUGGCAGAUUGAAAUCAUCGGCAGCAGCAUGCAGAUCACAGGGAACAGUGCAACGUUCCAGUACAAAUUCUCUGUCAUUGAAGUACCUGAAGAUGGCGACCAGAGCUUCACUGAUGGUUAUACGUUGACGAAGGCUUCUGCUCAGAUUGAUGUCGCUCAGAAAGCUUUCAGGGUGGAUGGCGGAUUGGAAUUGAUCGAAAGCACCAUGCCGCCAGGUUCUUACAAUCUCAAAGGUCUCAAUUGGGAGUUCCUGCUGAACUCUGACAACACCCUCAUUACCAAGGUGGACACAAGCUGGGCAGGCCACAAAUCUCUGCUGUUCGUGAAGCCAAAAACAUCACUUGUGCCGCACCUGGCGCCAUCAGGUUUGGCAAUGAUCCAGGACAAGAUCAAAGCGGCAAGGCGGUUUAUGUCGGAAUGUGACCUUGUGGAGGCUCAAGCAGAGCGAGUGGUACGCAUCAAGAUGGACGACAUCAGAAUUGGUAAGCUGGCCACGCAAGAAGAGAUGUUUGAAGCUGAUGUGAAGUUUACACUCUCCUGGCUCAUCACCAGGGAUGAACUUUACCAACGGAUAGUGAAGCCUCACGAUUGGCUACCAUCGUGGUGUCCACCCGCGCCUGCGGUGUUGAAUUCGCAUCAAGAAGGCUCAGUUGCCAUCACGUGCAAGCCAGUUGUCUUGCAUAAGAAUGGCAGGGAGGUGACCUUGUCACAAGCUUGGAGCAUUAGAGGCAGCUUUCAUGAAACUCUGGAGCUUGACAACUAUCCCUUCGAUUGCCAGCCUUUGCAUGUGCAUUUCGCAUUCUCUGCCCCUGAUGGAGAAAGCAUUACCUGGGAGCAUGGUGAGUGUGAGAAGCUCCUGGGAAUCGACACGGAUGCAGGAAACGAGUCUCCCAUCCGGGUGAUGCUCGCACGCGCCGUAGUGCGACAGGAGAGCCGCUCCAGCCGAAGUUUCGAACUAGAGAUGCUCGAGCCAACCUCGAAGGUUCAUUGCUGUGUUGGGGUGGUGGUCAAACGCAAGGCCACCAUGUACUGGGUACGGAUCAUUUUGGUCCAGCUCCUCAUCAACAUUUUGUCCUUGACCAUUUUCAGUAUUGAUCCUGUGGAUGACAAGGCUGACCGCCUGAACGUCAUUUUGGUGGUGCUCUUGGUGGCAGCUGCAUACUCGCAGAUCACUGCAAGCAUGUUGCCAUCCUUGGGAUACAUGACGCUUAUCGACCGAUAUAUUUUCGAAAGUCUUCUCUUUAUGUCAGGGCUUUGCUUGCAGGUGGCCUUCAUUGGUGAUGUAAAGACGGAUCAAAUCUGCAUGUGGGCCGAUGCUGUGAUGAUGAUCCUGUGGCACCUUUACAAGGCACUUCGCAUUUUUGUUUGGAUUAUACCACGCGAAAGCCGCAAAGGCUUGGAGUUGAAUUGGUCCGGAAAGCCGAAGACCAGUGGCAGAAGACAAUUGUCUGGCUCCGCGAAGCGAUGGUCAAGACUCGAGUCACAGCCCAUCAAGGAUUCCGAAUGAAAGAGAGUAAAGAAGAUCUAGUGCAGGCUGGGUUGAGCCUUCCUUAUGUAAGAGAUGACAAGGAUACUUCACUCAUCAUUUUCCAUCCUC
Molecule: messenger RNA, 1728 nt
Organism: Durusdinium trenchii
Lineage: Eukaryota; Dinophyceae; Suessiales; Symbiodiniaceae
Source: the annotation of a GenBank genome assembly